GACAUGUCAACUCUGUGAUAGCUAUUUUUUCAACUCAAGGGCAUUUCCUGGUCAUCCUAGUGGCCAGUUUGUAACCUCUGAGUUCAUCUGGUUUGGUUCAUGUGAUCCGAUAACGUAUAUUGUAGUUUCCGCUUUUCUCACUCCCGUUAUAAAGUAUGUACAUACAACGUAAAAGGCGUACGCUGUAUGUUCCACUCACUUCCUGUGCACAAUGUAAUGAACUCGCUGCUUAUCGUUUAGUGCAGUAAUUUUACAGCUCGAUCGGGUCAAGAUGGACGCAAUAGCACACGUGAUUCGUGUCUCUCUCCCGACGUACUUGGAGAAUUUGCCGAUACCAGGGUCCUUUGAAGACUUGGUUCAACUAACAGGUGCAGACUGGUUAUCUUUGCUGCCUUUCGCCUGCACUGUUCUGAUACUAUGCGCCUGUAUCGGACAGAGUGUAAGGUCCCUCAUAUUUGGACGGAGCCAGGUAUGUAACCCCAUGAUACGGAAGAGUGAACCCAAAAUCACCGACGUCAUAAUGAGAGAGGACCUCAUGAAGGAGGACAAGGUCAGCUUCUGUCGCUGCUGGAGGUCAAAGAAGUGGCCAUACUGCGACGGCGCUCACAAGUAUCAUAACCGUGAGACGGGCGACAACGUGGGGGCGCUCGUCAUCAGAAGCAAGGACUGGAAGCCGAAACCUAAGGAUAAACACAAAGAAAAUAAAUGAUAUUAAACACUUUAGUGAAUGCCAGCUUAUUUCCAAAUCAAAAAUGCUGUUUGAAACAAUAUUUGUGCCAGUGAGUGUUUCAUGAUAUACAUUUGUUCUAAUAUACACAAUUUAGUAACACCACAUCAUAUUUCAGAACAUCGCUCACUUGUUUUGUGAAUGCGCA
Molecule: messenger RNA, 875 nt
Organism: Haliotis rubra (blacklip abalone)
Lineage: Eukaryota; Metazoa; Mollusca; Gastropoda; Lepetellida; Haliotidae
Product: CDGSH iron-sulfur domain-containing protein 2 homolog
Exons: 3
Coding region: 272-709 (145 amino acids)
Biological process (GO): regulation of autophagy
Cellular component (GO): intracellular membrane-bounded organelle; mitochondrial outer membrane
Molecular function (GO): 2 iron, 2 sulfur cluster binding
Source: RefSeq, a predicted model, not a curated record